Molecule: messenger RNA, 517 nt
Organism: Schistocerca gregaria
Lineage: Eukaryota; Metazoa; Arthropoda; Insecta; Orthoptera; Acrididae
Exons: 3
Coding region: 38-517 (159 amino acids)
Source: RefSeq, a predicted model, not a curated record
CAAAGAUGUAGAUUUCGAAUGACUGAUCGGAAGUCAUAUGUUUGCAGUCGGCGCGAAUUUGGAUAUUACAGCUGCUUCUAUGAGUGCUAAGGAGUCUGGUUCGUUCAAGGUUCUGAAGGAGUGUGCACGGAAUAUAGACAAAAAAAUAGUACACUUAGAGAGAGAGCUGCUUAGCCCUAGCCUCUUUGGAGAUCCCCUGAAGGCUACAGCAUCAGAGGAAUUUGUAGACCAGCGCAUUGAGGAGGUUAUCGAUAUCAAGGAAAACCUCAAAAAACUAAUUGAAGAAACAAAACAUAGCCUAGAAGUUCAGAAAAAAUUCAAUGAACAGUUGUCUGCAACAAAGAAUUCACUGAUCCAGCAAGUAGAGGAGACAGAAAGCCACUUACAGAAAUAUGGCUAUAAACCUUCACAAAGGAACUAUGGAGAUUUGUAUCCUUUUGACAUUCCAAAGAUAUGUGACUUGAGUAUUUAUAUGUGUGGUUCUGAAACAUGUACAUACAAGUACAACACCAAGUGA